GAUCGGCAAAGAUCGCAAAGAUUGUGGCAUUGAGUGGUUGGUAUUCGAGGUGUUCGAGGUUUUUGAUGGCUGUAGCAGCGUUAGUACUAUUGAACGGAUUAACUUCUGUUAAAUGUGCAAGUGGACAAUUAUGAGGGAUUAUGAGUCUGUGCAAAUAGUGGAAGCAGUAGCCAGUCACUGAAAUGCCAGAUUAUAAUUGCGUAUGUUAUUCAUGAGUAGUAUUUCAAUAACAGCAGAACUGCCAAGUCGUCAUACCGGUAAUUUUAGCCAUGACACCACCAAAUAUUGUACUGCUUGCGUGUGGUGCUUACAAUCCACCGACGAAUAUGCAUCUUCGGAUGUUUGAAAUCGCUCGGGAUCAUCUACACAGACUUCACUACUGUAAUGUAAUAGGUGGAAUUGUGUCACCAGUUCAUGAUGCAUAUGGUAAGAAAGAGCUUUUAUCAGCAACACAUCGCUGUGAAAUGCUUCGCCAAGCACUCAAAAAUUCUAGUUGGAUCCGGUUAUCUGACUGGGAAUGCCAUCAGGAAGGUUGGACAAGAACGAGACUUGUACUUCAGUAUCAUCAGAACCAGUUAAAUUCAAUACUGAAUUCCAAUAACGAAUCUCCCAACAAACGGCAACGAUGUGAUGAUCUGUUGUGGAUACCGGAUGACUUAAAGUUCCGAUCUGGUGGACCCGUCCAGAUUAAGCUGUUAUGUGGUGCUGAUCUGCUGGAAUCUUUUGCAACUCCUGGACUUUGGACGGAUGAGGAUAUUGAUACAAUUGUGGGCCAGCAUGGUUUGGUAGUUAUUACAAGAGAGGGAAACAAUCCAAAUAAAUUCAUCUAUGAGUCAGAUUUGCUUACAAAAUAUCAGAGUAAUAUAAACAUUGUUACUGAAUGGAUAACCAAUGAGGUGAGCUCCACGAAAAUCCGGCGAGCCUUGAGACGUUCAGAGAGUGUCAAGUAUCUACUGGAAGAGUCCGUUAUUGACUACAUCCAUAAACAUGGACUGUACAGCACUAAGGAUAAUAAGUACAACUUGUAUCCACACAGUCAGUCUCAAACUAGUAUCCUUACACCUUCCCCAAGCGAUGUAAAUAUGGAAUCUCCAACUCCUAUCUGUAAUUACGGGAAGUAUGGUUCUUCCGAAUCAAUAGCUGUUGAGCAGAUGACUUCAGGCACUCGGUUAGGAGGAUCCUCACUGCUGAAUGGUCCGUCAGGCUAUAUUCAUUUUGAAAAAAAUGAACGGGAAAGAAAUGAGAUGGAUUCUCGAUAUGCAGAGAAAAUUGGUAAUGAAGAAAAUUCUAAGAGAUCAGCCAUAACUAUGGGAUAUCCAGGUCAGGCUGUUCAAGUAAUAGCAACACAGAAAGGAAGUAACAUUAUGCAUACUGAAAAGGGGCUGAGCAGACCUGCAUGCCUACUGUAAGAGAUCUGGUUCUUCUGAUUGGAAAAUGUAGUCGACCCCUGAGCAAGCCUGCCAUUGUUGCUUCUACUUUGCCUGCUCUAGUGUGAUGAUGAUGAUGAUUCUUACCAUUUAAUGGACGUUGUUCCCAACAGCCAGUCUUAUACAAAUUAUUAAUGUCAAAUCUAAACAUGUAUUUAUAUAUAAUGGGAUAGGCAACAGGGUCUAAUAUGUGAAUUUGUUUUAUUAUGAAGAGCAGAGGUACACCCUGAUUUACGCUGUAGUCACAAGGGAAAAUUGUAUAAUGCAAAACACUUAAAUCUACAUGCUUUUCUGUAAACUCGUGUUAAAAAAUGGGAUUUGAGAUCCUGAAUGAUAUUUUUCAGUGGUAAUGUUGGCAAUUUGAUACUUCCUGGUUAUUUAUAAUUAAUAUAUAAAACACUGUAAUAACAUAAAAAAGGUAUUUAAACAUAUAAAUAUGACAUUAAAUAAUAAGUUAACAUCAGAGGAUACUGUGUCCUUUAAUACUAAUACUUGUAAGAAAUAUCAAAAGAACAAUCAGGGUAUUACUGUACUGUUAAUGAGCAAUACAUAUAUUCAGUUUCAUUUUCUUUCUACCUUCUUUCAUUCCUUCUUGUUUUCAGUAGUAAAAGAAUUCUGCACUCUUAACAAUUAGGCCAUGUUUUUGUCUGAAUGACUGACUGAAUUCCUGCUCAGAACAAUAUGAAUAGGAAGUAACUGUCAUAACUGAUUCUCUUAAAAUCUUGUACUAACUUUCAACUUUCAGUUUAAAUAAUUUCCAUUUAUUAUAACUAAGUCUGCAUCUGUUUCAAGUACCAUAUUUUCUGGUGUAUAAGGUGCAGUUCUUUUACCUUAAAAAUGGCCCUAGAAAUUACAGUGCAUCUUAAACACAGGGAAUUAAUGAUGAAAAUGAAACACAUCUGUAUUUCAUCUUAUUUUGUUUAUUACAUAAUUCAGAAUUAUUUACUUUCAUUAAUACUAAAUAAAUAUAUUCCAAGUAAUAAAUUUUGUUUGCUAAAUAAGUAAUUAAAAAAAUAAUUUCUCCUCCCUAAACCAUUAUGUGGAUCUUACACACCCACAAAUACAGUAUAUUCUAAGAACCACAAAACUUUGUCAGAAAGGUAAGAUCUGUGUUUAAUCCAGGUUUUCAUGUAUUACCUUCAUAUAAUGCAUUCUUAUUAGUCACAUUUUUUAGAUGACAAUUAUCUGUCAGAACUUGGCGUAUACAUAAAAAGGUCGCACUUAGAGGAACAUGUUGAAGAUUUUAGAUAACACAUUUUAUAAUAUUUUAAGCUUUGCACAAAACUGCAGAGAAUUAAUGUAAUAUAAAUAUUAUAAGCUUUGUAUUAUGAAAAGCUUUGAGACCAAAUAUGCAAAUGCUUACUGUUAUUCACUUAAAUGUUUAUGCAAAUCAGAAGUAAUACAGUUUUAUACCUUUUUAUAUAUGCACAUAUUUUAAUUAUUUGCAGACUGCCAAGAACACUUGCAUUCAUAGCCUCGUAUGGCAGAGUUAAGAAAGACUGGAUGUUGGGAACAUUCAUUCCUAUUUUCAAUCUUGACUGAAACCCUUUGGAAUGAAAGUAGCCAAAUACUAGCAUCCUAUUACCUUUGAUGUUUGUACAUGAAAACAAAUAUCCUAAGCUUUGAUUAAAUUAGAUGCAGAGUAGAUGUGUAAGAAGUUGCAUGCUAAGAGACACAAGAAAACUUACUAGAGCAUAAGAGGCCAUGGUUAGAAUGGAUUUCAUCACAAGAUUUUUUUAUUUAAAUACAGAACAUUUCAAUUUUUAAAUUCAUAGUAAUUUGUUAUUAAAGGAUGAAUAAUUA
Molecule: messenger RNA, 3230 nt
Organism: Cryptotermes secundus
Lineage: Eukaryota; Metazoa; Arthropoda; Insecta; Blattodea; Kalotermitidae
Gene: Nmnat
Product: nicotinamide/nicotinic acid mononucleotide adenylyltransferase 1
Exons: 7
Coding region: 270-1409 (379 amino acids)
Biological process (GO): NAD+ biosynthetic process
Molecular function (GO): nicotinamide-nucleotide adenylyltransferase activity; nicotinate-nucleotide adenylyltransferase activity
Source: RefSeq, a predicted model, not a curated record